AUGGGUUCAACUUGCAAAUGUGAAUUCAGGAAAAACGAAACACCUGAGAGCGAAAUAACUUAUUUAUCAAAAAAUAAACAUUUCAAACAACAAAAGAAAUUAAAUGAUCAACCAACCAUGGCAUGCCUUAUGUAAAAUGUAAGAGCAUUUUAUAUAAUCUAUCCUAAAAAAAAUGAGAAUCUUAUCCAAUUGCAAUAGCAUCUCCAAGAAAUCAAUAAACAUGAUGAAUUUGAAAUAGAAGAAUGCUUUGAGUUAAUUUCAGAUAAUUCCUAUCAUAAUGUAGAAAGCUGUUUCAAUAUUAAUGGAAUCUCGUAUGGAUCAUUUAAAAUGAUUAACCCCACAAGUGAAAAAGAACUUCGAUGA
Molecule: messenger RNA, 363 nt
Organism: Paramecium octaurelia
Lineage: Eukaryota; Ciliophora; Oligohymenophorea; Peniculida; Parameciidae
Source: the annotation of a GenBank genome assembly